Haliotis rubra (blacklip abalone) is the source of this 3621-nucleotide messenger RNA. Its product is annotated as single-minded homolog 2-like. The record is from RefSeq and is a predicted model, not a curated record. Lineage: Eukaryota; Metazoa; Mollusca; Gastropoda; Lepetellida; Haliotidae. The transcript has 11 exons. Gene Ontology annotation, biological process: regulation of transcription by RNA polymerase II. Gene Ontology annotation, molecular function: protein dimerization activity; DNA-binding transcription factor activity, RNA polymerase II-specific; RNA polymerase II transcription regulatory region sequence-specific DNA binding. The coding region runs from base 680 to 2983 and encodes 767 amino acids.
CACGUUUUGUGUAUGCGUAGCUUUAGUAGGUGCUUCUGUGUCGGUUCUCUUCUGCUGGAAGUGAUCACGUGCUCUCAACUUGACAUCAACAUAAGAAUUAAUUAUUAUAACAGUGGUGACUCCUCUCAGUGUCUGGCUGAGAUCCCUAGCUUGUCGGUGACACACUGUCAGCCCUGGCUACUCUAUCUCAAAUGGCGAGGAGUGACCACUAGAAACCUCGAUAACGUCACAGACACGGGAAAGGAAGCGCGUGGCUAGCAAUGUAAUGGCCUGGGAGGUGACACCUAUGAUACCAUGUGGUCAGCAUAGCAAGGAUCUACUGUAACAGCUAUCAGGACCUAUUGAACUCAGUACUGUGGACCACACGUGUCCGCCUCACACAGCUCAAGACGACAACAUCGAACCACACAACGUAGCUUGUCGGAUACUCAGUUCCAGCAGUAUUGAAACUGACAACUUUGAAAGUGGCUGUUGUCCUGUGUGCACGUAGCUGGCGUUGCUGCUGCACCUUUGUUGGUGUUGACAUUUCACACGGAAAUACUGUCUGCGUUUCCCCACGCCACGAGGAGCGAGUCUACCAUGUAGGCAGUAGCUGUCACAAGUAUCAGGCAGCGGGGAGGGAGGUAGCGCCUCUAACGAUUUAGAAGCGUGCACGGAAAAACAUGAGAGGGUUGAAGCGAUGAAGGAAAAAUCAAAGAAUGCAGCACGCACGCGGCGCGAGAAGGAGAAUGCGGAGUUUUACGAGUUGGCCAAGAUGUUGCCACUCCCGUCCGCCAUCACUAGCCAGCUGGACAAGGCGUCCAUCAUCAGACUGUCCACAAGCUACCUGAAGAUGAGGACGGUGUUCCCAGAUGGGCUUGGGGAUGCCUGGGGCAUGCGGUCGCCCCCUCACCGGACAGCACUGGAGAAGGAGCUUGGAUCCCAUCUCCUUCAGACGCUGGAUGGGUUCAUAUUUGUGGUGGCGCCGGACGGAAAGAUCAUGUACAUUUCGGAGACGGCAUCGGUGCACCUCGGACUCUCCCAGGUAGAACUGACGGGCAACAGUAUAUAUGAAUACAUUCACCCUGCGGACCAUGAUGAGAUGACUGCCCUCCUUACCGUCCACCACCCGUACCACACACAUAUACUGCAAGAUAUUGAAGUGGAGAGGUCAUUCUUUUUGAGGAUGAAAUGUGUUCUUGCCAAGAGAAACGCUGGUCUCACAUCAGGUGGCUAUAAGGUGAUACAUUGCAGCGGCUACUUGAAGAUCAAACAGUACACGAUGGACAUCGCCCCGUAUGAUGGUUGUUACCAGAACGUGGGACUUGUGGCUGUCGGACAUUCCUUGCCACCGAGCGCUGUCACUGAAAUCAAAAUGUUCAACAACAUGUUUAUGUUCAGGGCCAGUCUUGACCUCAAACUCAUCUUUCUAGAUGCUAGAGUUGCUGCUCUAACUGGAUAUGAACCUCAAGACCUCAUAGAGAAGACGCUGUAUCACUACAUACACGCAUGUGACAUUCUACAUAUGAGAUAUGCUCACCACACCCUGUUGCUAAAGGGUCAAGUGACUACCAAGUACUACAGGUUUCUGGCCAAGGAUGGCGGCUGGGUGUGGAUGCAGAGUUACGCCACUAUUGUGCACAACAGCCGCUCCUCCCGACCACACUGCAUAGUCAGCGUCAACUACGUCCUCAGCGACGUUGUUGCCAAAGAUUGGCAAAUACAGUUGGAACAAACUUUGUCCACAAAAGAGGUGUCUCCGUAUUCUGCCAUCACCGAUCGAUCACGCAGCAAAGUGCGUCCCUCACGCAAGUCUCGCCGAUCUCCUUAUCCUCAAGUUACCGAGACGCAAGAUUUCUCUUCUGACUACCCAGAAAGAACGUUUGAUUUCGCACCAGAUGCUUCCGUCCCAGUGCAGAACUACCCCGGAGUGAUGUACCAACACCCCCAUGAAGGUGUGGACCGCUAUAGUGCACUUUACACAGCUCCAUAUGCACACCCUAGUAUGACCGUGUAUAGAGAUGCGGCCUGUGUUUACCCGUAUCAGACUCAUCAACGGUACAUAGACGAGCGCAAUCCUUAUCGGGGUUAUGAGGAAAGAUACUAUCCUGCUAGAGACCCUGCUAACUAUCCAGGUUAUCUUUCGUCCACCCCGUCAUCCAUGCAGACAAUGUCACGGUUGACGCAUAACGAGUCAAGCCGAGAUAGCUCGCAAAGCACUGGACAACAAACGACUCAAUCGCAGUCUCAGCAGUUUGAUUACCGUUCUCCUGGACACGGCUCCAGAAGCAGUUCAAGAGACGCUACAUUCAACCAGUCAGCCGCUCACUACACAGCUCCGUACAGCAAUAGGUCCGAAUCAUCAGCAUCAGAAGUUGAUGUGGGGAGUGAAGAAUAUGAAAAACGCCAUUCGAGUUCACAGUCUCAUCGAACAGAUCGACCUAACAGCUCCAAGUUUGACUCCUUGAUGGAUACCACGAAUCAGAUUGUGAAAGAAGAGUCAUACAAACCUCAGGAUCAGUCCAAUGGUCCUUUGCAAACAUUAUCACCCCCUCAGAGAGAGUCUGUGCAGCAAUCAGUUAUCAUUCGCAGAUCUUCAAAUCAACCUUACUCCUCUAGUGAGGUGCGUACAAAUGCAAACUCGAGUGAUACCUACAAUAAUACGUCCUACAAGUCUCACACUUCCGGUACCGGGGCGAUGCAAUCUAAACGUUCUACUUCCGGAGCGGAAAGCACUCAAUCAAAUCUGUUGAACAGUUCUACUACAACUGAUUCUCCUUCCGGGGAUAAGCUAUUGAAUAUGAGGUUAUUACAGGAUAAGUCUAUAACCGCCCCGGACUACACUCACUGUUUGAAAGCGGCUGCAUGUAGCUAUGAUAAUUACACUCAAGCCAGUAUGUAUCAAAGUGCUCAGAGACCGUACCCGGUUGUGCCCCAGGCUGGGUACACCAGUGUUAUUGUAGAACCACAACAGUACCAUAUGGCCAAUGGAUAUGUGCAUUGAUGACUCACCGAGGUGAUCGCACCAGCGUUCCCUUCGGGCUUCCUAUUCAGUAUUUAAGGCACUAGAAGGCUCACGUAAAAGCAAACUUGCAAUUAUUUCAUGAUUCAGGGAAUAUGUCUAUAAGCAGAGACUUAUCUGAAUGUGAUUAUCGUACUGUAUUAUGUAUUUGACUGACAUUGCACACAGCUACAAUCAUAGGACAUACAUAUACAGCAAACACAGCGUAUGUCUCAUUAAUGCUCCAUCACCAGUAAUUCAUGGGCAGCCAACUAUCAGCAGUAAACGGAAACGUAAAAUCUCAACUUGAAAAGGUGCUAUGACUUCAUAGUAUGUGCUUAAUAUCACACGUAGAAACCUUUCUAUAUGAAGUUAACAUAUAUUCAACUUAAGUUAUUUGGUGCCUUGUUUUUGACAAUUGGUUGACACGUUAGAUGUACGUGCAGGUGUAGACGAUGCGGAUGUGCCUGUGAGUGUCGUUACAUAUGAACCGUCUCUGAUAUUUCUCAUCAAUGUUCUUUAUUCAUUUGCAUAAUGUCAGAAACAUUGUCUGAUCUUUGUCAUGUUUGAAUACAAUUGUAAACAUGUGUCCCAUUAAAAACCUCUAGGUUUUUUGUCAAAUAAAUAUGUGUUAUUGUUGA